Messenger RNA from Antrostomus carolinensis (chuck-will's-widow), 1711 nucleotides. It is a transcript of the gene TMEM184C, whose product is annotated as transmembrane protein 184C. NCBI's taxonomy places the organism in Eukaryota, Metazoa, Chordata, Aves, Caprimulgiformes, Caprimulgidae. The transcript is spliced from 11 exons. The coding region runs from base 1 to 1242 and encodes 413 amino acids. The record is from RefSeq and is a predicted model, not a curated record.
AUGGAUGUUUAUGCUGAAGUGGUUGGAAUUCAUACCAAGGCAUGGUUUAUCGCUGGGAUAUUUCUGCUAAUGACUAUACCGAUAUCUCUCUGGGGAAUACUACAACACUUGGUCCAUUAUACUCAACCUGAAUUACAGAAACCAAUAAUAAGGAUUCUAUGGAUGGUGCCGAUUUACAGUUUAGACAGUUGGAUAGCUUUGAAAUACCCCAACAUUGCAAUAUAUGUGGAUACAUGUCGAGAAUGCUAUGAAGCUUAUGUCAUCUAUAAUUUUAUGGUUUUUCUUUCAAAUUAUCUAACCAACCGGUAUCCAAACCUUGUAUUAAUAAUAGAAGCAAAAGAUCAGCAGAGACAUCUGCCGCCUCUGUGUUGUUGUCCAUCAUGGGCUAUGGGAGAAGUUUUAUUAUUUAGAUGUAAACUGGGUGUUUUGCAGUACACUGUUGUCAGACCAUUUACUACCAUUAUUGCUUUAAUUUGUGAACUAGUGGGAGUGUAUGAUGAAGGAAACUUCAGCUUCAACAAUGCUUGGACUUACUUGGUUAUACUUAACAACAUGUCACAGCUAUUUGCUAUGUAUUGUCUGGUGCUGUUUUAUAAAGUCCUACGUGAAGAACUGAACCCUAUCCAACCUGUUGGCAAGUUCCUUUGUGUGAAGAUGGUAGUUUUUGUUUCUUUCUGGCAAGCUGUGCUUAUUGCAUUGUUGGUGAAAGUUGGCGUUAUUUCUGAGAAACGCACCUGGGAAUGGCAAAGUGUGGAAGCUGUGGCUACAGGCCUACAGGAUUUUAUCAUUUGUGUUGAGAUGUUCCUGGCUGCUAUUGCACAUCACUACAGUUUUUCCUAUAAACCUUACGUUCAAGAAGCUGAAGAAGGGUCAUGCUUUGACUCUUUUCUUGCCAUGUGGGAUAUUUCUGAUAUAAGGGCAGAUAUAUCAGAACAGGUUCGAAACGUGGGAAGGACAGUUUUGGGCCAGCCAAGGAAAAUGUUUUUUGCUGAGGAUCAUGAACAAAAUGAGCAUACAAGUUUACUGUCUUCGUCUACUCAAGACCCAAUUUCUGAUGCUUCUUCAAUGCCAUCUUCACCCAUGGGUCAUUAUCAGGGGUUUGGACACACUGUGACACCUCUCACAACACCAACGACAGCUCCUGCUGUUGAUGGCAUUUAUAAUGCUUCUGCCAUUCAAGAUGCUGAGGAGUCACCUGAAUUACAGAACAAUUUAUCAGAGAAGGCUCUGGAUAAAAGUUAGACUCACCUUUUCUUUGAACGUGUCAAGGAGUCUGUAAUAUACUUGCCACAUAUGUUACGUUAACAUGCACUGCUAGUGAUGUCAGUUGGAAAGCUUGGAAGAGCUACUGUGUGGACAGGAAGAGGAUAUGGCUGUAACAUCUGAAUUCUGAAUCUGUAAUGGACGUGAGUAUCUGGGAGUGCCCCAUGAAUAUGAAACACGCACACAGUAAAGGUUUCUUCAUAAAUUUAAGAACCAACUCCUUAAACUGCUAAACACUUGCACAUCAUGUCAAAAUUAUACUGACUUUUAUUAAUACAAAAGAAACAUUUGAAAAAAUAACUGUUCUUCUAAAGAUGAAGUGUAAGUACUACUAGCAAUGACAACUUAAUCUCAAGAAUGUACUUUGAGGAGGGCUGUAGCAAAAAGUGUUUGUAUUAGCUUAGCUAACUAAAACCCCUUCACAAAGACAAUUACUACAGAGCAUCAG